Paramecium tetraurelia is the source of this 429-nucleotide messenger RNA. RefSeq lists its product as uncharacterized. The transcript has a single exon. NCBI's taxonomy places the organism in Eukaryota, Ciliophora, Oligohymenophorea, Peniculida, Parameciidae. The record is from RefSeq and is a predicted model, not a curated record.
AUGAUAAUUUAUAACCUUUCUCAAACUACUUAUUUGUAUUUAAUAUCUAUCCGCAUGAACAAAGUUCUAGUUUCAUCUAAUAAAACUAGUCAAGACUUAAUUGAAACAAUACAAUAAUUCAAGAAUCACCUGUACUAUAAAUAGAUUUCCUAAAAUAGGUCUUAGUAACACCUAGACAUAUUAGAAGGGGAGUAUUCAUUCGCAAACUAUAAUCAAAUUCUUUUUCUCUAGUACAUUGUCGUCAACUAAUAGAGAAAAAAGUCUUAAAAUUAAUAAAUUUUCGACAAUUCAAAAGUUUAAUUGCAAGCCAUCAGACUAGACUCACAUAUAGUUUCGGGAGACAGAGGUGACAAUCAAUAUGAUACAAGAGUAUUCAAAUCAUAAACGAAUAUAAAGUAAGCUGGUGAAGAAUAGUAUGUUUAUAUUUGA